This is a messenger RNA of Octodon degus (degu), 1194 nucleotides long. RefSeq names its product transmembrane protein 252 (gene Tmem252). The transcript is spliced from 2 exons. Bases 79 to 663 code for a protein of 194 amino acids. The record is from RefSeq and is a predicted model, not a curated record. NCBI's taxonomy places the organism in Eukaryota, Metazoa, Chordata, Mammalia, Rodentia, Octodontidae.
UAAUGAGCGGAUUCUCCUUGAGCCAGCCUGGAAGUGGAGGAGUGGCAAGGUCAGGCCGCUCCGAUCCAAGGAGCAGGGAUGCAGAACAGAACUGGCGUCGUUCUCUGUGCUCUGCCGCUCCUGCUUGGCUUCCUGAUGAUCUGCCUGGGAGCCUUCUUCCUUUCCUCUGACUCUACGUUCCAGUGUCAGAAGAACCGGGUCCUAGCAUAUUUGCUUCUACUUCUGGGCUUUGGGAUGCUUCUGAGUGGGAUUUUCUGGUGCACCUACCAGCAAGCGAGCAGGAGCAAAGGGGUGUUUGGUCAUGUGCUCAGACAGCACAAUGCUCACAGGGACCUGCCCCUGGCCACGGUGGACAGGCCGGACUUCUACCCUCCAGCUUAUGAAGAGAGCCUCGCCACGGGGAAACAGGUGCGCGCUGCCCACGGCGAGGCCUGGGGCGCCCCUCCUCCUCUGUACGUAGAGGUGGGCCUCGAACUCAUGGACGGAAAUGAAGCCUACGCAGAGACCCCUCCCUCCUACCAGGAGUCUGUGAAGGUCUCCGAGCCUGCAGCGACUGCGGCAGAUGCUGCGAGACCAAGCCCAGCACUGAAGGCUGGCCUUGCGCUCCAGCCCGCCGAGUGCACCCGCGGGGGCCUCAGCUUCUGGUGUGCGCGGCAUGCCUGAGCCACCGAGCGAGCUGUGCGACCACCACGCAGCUCCACUGACCCGCUCGCCCACGCAGGGCAGCCUGGGGCCCUGGCAAGGCACAGCCGGUGCCAAGCAGACACUUUAGAGGAGUCCCAUUGAUUCUGAGCAAGAGGAGCCUUGGGACCACCAAAGUGGCGUCCAGCAUGGCUCUGGCCUCGAGGAGGCUUUCUGUCCAGCCUGGCUCCCCCUUUUUGCACUCAGCCCCCAGCUGGAGGAACGCAGAAAGCUGGUAGGGACAGCCCUCGCCUCCACACGCUGCACUACCUGAGAAUCACUAAGAGAAGGUCCUGGGAAGAGGAGGUCAUUGCCUUUUAAUCUGUUGCUCAGCAUUUUGUUCGCUGGCUUCACGACUCCCUGCUUCAACCACGUUACCAGAGCAACGCAGUCAUUCGCAUCACAAGAGACACCCUUAGAACCCAGGAAUGUUAUUUUGUACCAUUUUAUUGUAAUUACAUGUGGCUAUUUUUCUAGUAUUAAAGGGAAGGUCUGUACUUGCUUUCAAAAUGA